AUGGGCAUGACCCGUGGCUGGGAGGUGCUGACCAUCUUUCUGGCGCUUAGCUGUAACCAAGUGGCCAUGGCAGAAAAGCUGCUAAAGGAGGCAUCUGGAAAUAAUGAUGACUCUGCGGCCUAUCGGCUGGCGGCCGCUGCCGUGAAGCUAGCGACGGGGGACCCCGAGGAAGCGUACCUGACUUAUUGCGACCUCUGCUCUCAGUUCCCCGCCGUUGAGGGUGAUGAUUCGGGCUCUGGAUCCGUCCUGCUGCAGACUGGCAAGGCUUUGGCCAACAUGCAGCGGGGUAUGUUCUCGGAAGCAGUGGAGGACUUGCAGAGGGCUUUGAGCAGCAACCCCAACGACCCGGAUUCCUUGGUGAAUAUGUGCUGCUGUAUGACUCACCUUGGCAAGAAGGAUGAGUUCCAGCAAUACUAUUCCAAGCUGGAGCAGGUGGCUCCCACCAACCCGUUUGUGCUGAAAACACAGGGCAUGACCACUGCAUUCACGCGCUUCCAGGCUUCAUUGCAGGUGUGA
Durusdinium trenchii is the source of this 516-nucleotide messenger RNA. NCBI's taxonomy places the organism in Eukaryota, Dinophyceae, Suessiales, Symbiodiniaceae. The record is from the annotation of a GenBank genome assembly.